GGCGGGGCGCCGAGGAAGUGAAGUAGGCGGGGGCGAGGCGGCUGGGGACUGCGGUACGGACGCAGGCGAGCAUGUCCGCCCUGACUCGACUGGCGUCUUUCGCUUGCGUUGGAGGCCGCCUUUUCAGAAGCGGUCGCGCACGGACUGCUGGAGAUGGUGGAGUCCGUCAUGCCGGUGGGGGUGUGCACAUUGAGCCCCGGUAUAGACAGUUCCCCCAGCUGACCAGAUCCCAGGUGUUCCAGGGCGAGUUCUUAAGUGGAUUCAUGUGGUUCUGGAUCCUCUGGCGCUUUUGGCAUGACUCAGAAGAGGUGCUGGGUCACUUUCCGUAUCCUGAUCCUUUCCAGUGGACAGAUGAAGAACUAGGUAUCCCUCCUGAUGAUGCAGACUGAAGAUGUAGAAUCAGACUCACUCUGGACAAAGCUAGCAACAUGGACCACAGAUACACUGGUGACUCCGCUCUCCUCUGGCCAAGCCGCAAAUCAUCGCCUGGGACAGACAUGCUACAACCCUCCUCUGGGGUUCAUCUACCAAUGGGCAUCAGUAAUCCAUCCCGGUACAACAUUUCAAGGAUGCGCUGGAGACAAUACAUGGACUUCCUCUUUCAAUGGUGAGGAAUGAAACAAGAUACAAGAACCACACCAUGGAAUAUGUUUUCUUUUACAUCCAACGGCCAGGUCAUAACAGGACGCCUUGAGACCUCCACCCUGGCCCCGAUAGUGCUUUGGGACAGGAUGACUAACACAGUCCAGCUUCAUGUGCAAGCAAGUCCUGGGAAGAAAUUUACAUUUCAAACUCUGAAAAAUCAGUGUCUAGGUUGGCAGCAGUACUCUGGAAACUGAUAAAACCAAAUUCGGUCCUGUAUUUCAAUUUCCCCUUCUAAGUUAAUACACGAUUGCUGCCCAUCAUACAGUACUUCAACCCCAAACUACAGCAAUUUCUUGACAUUUCUGUCAACAUUUCUGUUGUAUAAAAGUUCCAUGCUUUGAAGAGCUUAUGGGAGUAGAAAAAGUUUCUCUAGAAAUGUCACUGAACUAUAUUUUCAACCUAGUUGCUCUAUGUGAUAAAUAUAUCUGACUAUACUAGGGAUUAUGUGCUUUAAAAAAAUAAUUUUGUUCACUGAAAAUUUACCUGUGUGUUUUCUCAUUGUUAAAUGUGAUUUUGGCUAUAAACUCUUUAGUGCAUUUACCUAUGCAGUCUAAAUUGCACUCUAAAAAUUAUUAACACAGCUGAGUUAAACCAGAGUGGCUGCUCUCUUCACAAAUCACUGAUUUCUGCUAAAAUUUUAGCUUUUUUAUUGCAUCAUGAAGGCACAGUAAGAUCAUUUGGCAAAUUGUCAAGGUAUUUUUCUAGAGCCUCACCUACACCAUUUCGACACAUGACCUGUAAGCUAUUUGCUCUUCAUACUCACAGUAAACCUUCCAUCUCUGGCUAUGAUGUUUAUAGCCUAAUGGUUGGAAUCUGCUAGUCUCAAGGUGCUGGUAUUCUAGCACUAACAAUGCCAACUUGGACAAAGAAGAGAAUCUUGCAAAGAGAGUAACAUUCUACCCUCUCAGCUGGGCAGUCUCUAUGAAUGCCUGUGCAUGUGACAAAGCUGCAGCAAGCUCAUUAUGAGGACGUACUGUCUUGCCAAACCUACUGAAAAUUAAAAUUACAUCACUGUUAGUGAAGUGAUACCACAGCUAUUUAAUUUCAUGCAACUGACUCAAGGUUAAGAUUCUGAAACGUACCCCUAAACCGGUUCUGGCACCACUUUCAACAACAUUCAGAUAUUCUGAGCAACACAUUUUUUUACAGUAUUACUGCUUAAAUGUAUAAUGCCCUUUAGGACAAAAUGAGAGUGCUCAAAUACAAGUACACAAAAAAGUUAAAAUCUUAAAUCAUCGUCAUGUUCUACAGCUCCUGACUUUUCAUAUUUUAAAAUAAAUAACUAUUCAUUACCUCAUUCUGAGGAGGUAGUUUUUGAAGAGGUCACCUGAACCCUGCAAUGUGGUUUCAAACUAAAGCUAGAGAUGAGGUUUGCAAGCGGCUGGCAGGUGGAUAUACAGUGGGGACAGGUGAGAUCUGAGGAGGGUGUGCAGCAGCUCGCACUCCACCUGAUGAAUACAAGGUAACAUCCUGCGAUGAAAGUGCUGUCACUGCACCAAACCAGAAGCUAGGAAAUAUUUACAAAGUUUCAGGUUGACAGUGCUGCAGUCUUGAAUUGUUUUUUUAUAUACUGCUCUUUCUUCUCCAACACCAACAUAAAUAUAGCAUAUAUCAUUUGUAUGGGAUUUUAACUUCCAGAAUGCCCCAGUAUGCCCUACUAGAUCCCAAAUACAGUCCGAGGUGGGAUAUUCAGGAACCAGAAUGUGACAGCUAGACACAAUCUUCUUUUAAGGUGCACAUUAACAACAAAUGAUCACAUUGAAUUUUCUAUUCACAAAUCCCUUUUAUAAACUACUUUUUUUGGUCAAUAUUAUUUCAGUGGCAAAAGUCUAGGUCCUAGACUCUAACGAUGAAAAAAGUCCAUCAGGAAUACUACACAGUUACAAACAGUCCUUUUUAGUUGCUCUCAAAUUUUUCAGAAGGCUUUACCUCUCCCUACCAAAAAUAAAACACACUACAGAAGGCACUGCAGCCACUUUACAGACCAGACUGUUACACCCUUACAAGAUGAUCAGUGACGCAGCCACAUACUGUCUAUACAAUUACUCAUAAAGUGCUUUUCACAAAUAAGGACUUCUUCCUCAUUUUUAGGAGCUCAGUAAGUCUAUCUGUUGUCUAGGCAUCAAAAAAUAAAGCAGAUAAAACACAAAUAAAA
Piliocolobus tephrosceles (Ugandan red Colobus) is the source of this 2800-nucleotide messenger RNA. It is a transcript of the gene NDUFB2, whose product is annotated as NADH:ubiquinone oxidoreductase subunit B2. Gene Ontology annotation, biological process: mitochondrial respiratory chain complex I assembly. Gene Ontology annotation, cellular component: mitochondrial inner membrane; respiratory chain complex I. Bases 72 to 389 code for a protein of 105 amino acids. Lineage: Eukaryota; Metazoa; Chordata; Mammalia; Primates; Cercopithecidae. The transcript is spliced from 4 exons. The record is from RefSeq and is a predicted model, not a curated record.